Molecule: messenger RNA, 1326 nt
Organism: Cryptococcus amylolentus CBS 6039
Lineage: Eukaryota; Fungi; Basidiomycota; Tremellomycetes; Tremellales; Cryptococcaceae
Exons: 6
Coding region: 107-922 (271 amino acids)
Source: RefSeq, a predicted model, not a curated record
AGUCGUUCUGGGUCAUCUUGCGAGUACUACAGACAUAUCGCUCUUCUGAACCAGACACAGCACGAGUCACGUUAUCAAACCAUACGAAACGCAGAAUAUAUCAAGAAUGGCAGUCCACGGAAACCUCUCACACGCCAUGCGCGAUAAUUACAACGAACAUGGAGUGGACGAGUACUAUCGAAAAGUAGCAGCUUCGUACCGAAAUCCGUUCUUCCCUGGCAUCAAGAAGGUGGUAUGGACAUUCAUGAACAAGUGGUGGGAAGCGGAAGGAAGAGAACUCUUCGAGGAGCAGUCAGUGGAAGCGAAGAAAGGCUUGAAAAUACUGGAUAUGGCUGCUGGAAGCGGAGAAGCCACUAUUUGCCUGCUCGACUGGGCCAAAUCCCCAUCGCCUUCUCCGGCAUCGCCAGUAACACCUCAAACACCCGCAGAUCCUCUCGCCUUCCUCCGCUCCAACCCUGCAGCCUCCUCCUCUAGUAGACCAGCAUUCGUCCCGCCCUCGCGCAAGCCUGUCGCGCCCCCUCAGAGAGCUUCUGCGAGCUCGUCAGGUGCUGGAAGAAAGGUGUUUGGGAACGCGAUACCUCCAACACUACCUGAGGGUUUUGAGAUUGACAUUAUGGCCACGGAUCCUUACACCUCACCAGCUUACUCAGAUCGCACAUCUCGCCCUUGCCACCCCCUAUCAUUCACCGACCUUGCACAAGGCCAACUACCUCCCUCUGCCUCUGAAACAGUCGAGCCACACGGGAAUGAACCGAUAUGGGACAUCGUCAUCUGUUCUUUCGCCUUGCACCUUGUCACUGACCCUUCGGAGCUAUUUGCACUUCUGUACGAACUCAGUGGGAAGGCGAGGUGGCUGGUCAUUGUAGCGCCGCAUAAGAAGCCUGAGGUGUGCUGCCAACUGGAGGUCCAAAGCUUAUACUAAUCGUGUUGCAGAUCAAAGAGACGUGGGGAUGGUCAAGAUGGGAUAUCGCCUCCUGGAGUGCGGCUGGUAAUGAAAAGUUGUACGCGGGAAAGAAGAGCAAAAGCGAAGAAGAUGAUGAGGAAGAGACGGCGCUCGAGAUUGUUCGUGACAAGACCAGGUUGAGGGUCUAUCGUAGCAACGCCUUCUGAUCUUCGAGAGGCAACCAGACCUGGACAUCGUAUGCAUCUGACAGGCAAUACGGUCUUCACGACUCUCUGUGCAAGUUUUCCUUUGACCUUGCUGCUUCCCGCUCGCCCUCCAUGGGCUCUGAAUACCAGAACCAAGAUAGCGAGCCUCACCUUCUGCAGCUAUCUCAAGCCAUGACAGCCAUCACGAGGAUGUUGAGACACGUUGGGUGUACUGUA